This is a messenger RNA of Eremothecium sinecaudum, 1539 nucleotides long. RefSeq names its product threonine synthase THR4 (gene THR4). Bases 1 to 1539 code for a protein of 512 amino acids. Gene Ontology annotation, biological process: L-threonine biosynthetic process. Lineage: Eukaryota; Fungi; Ascomycota; Saccharomycetes; Saccharomycetales; Saccharomycetaceae. The transcript has a single exon. Gene Ontology annotation, molecular function: pyridoxal phosphate binding; threonine synthase activity. The record is from RefSeq and is a predicted model, not a curated record.
AUGAAUUUGUCGCAGGUGUAUCGGUCUACCAGGUCCUCUUCAGAGGACACAAUGUCCUUUGAAGAAGCUGUUAUGAAAGGUUUGGCAAGUGAUGGUGGACUUUUCAUCCCCUCAGUUAUUCCCAAGGUACCUGAGGCCACGCUAUAUGAAAAAUGGUCUACUUUAUCAUUUCAGGAGUUAGCCUUGGAGAUUAUGAAACUUUACAUUCCAGAGACUGAAAUCCCUACUGAUGAUUUGAAGAAGCUAGUUGACAACUCUUACUCUACUUUCCGUAAUAGCGAAAUCACUCCAUUAGUUAAAAAUGUCACUGGCUCUGAAGAAAAUCUUCAUGUUCUAGAGUUAUUCCACGGUCCAACAUAUGCUUUUAAAGAUGUUGCAUUGCAAUUCGUUGGUAAUCUCUUUGAGUACUUUUUACAGCGUUCUAACAAGGGUUUGCCAGACGAUCAAAGAAAGAAAAUAACUGUUGUUGGCGCCACCUCUGGUGAUACUGGCUCAGCUGCGAUUUAUGGUUUGAGGGGGAAGAAGGAUGUUUCCGUGUUUAUUCUGUACCCUACUGGCCGUAUUUCUCCAAUCCAAGAAGAGCAGAUGACCACUGUUCAAGAUAAUAAUGUGCAAACUUUAUCUGUGAAGGGUACUUUUGAUAACUGUCAAGAUAUAGUUAAAGCUAUAUUUGCUUGUGAGAGUUUCAAUCAAAAGCAUAAUGUAGGUGCUGUUAAUUCCAUCAAUUGGGCGAGAAUCUUGGCUCAAAUCACCUACUACUUUUAUUCUUAUUUUAGAGCAACCGGCGGCAAGAAGGGAGCUGUUAAGUUUGUGGUUCCAUCAGGAAACUUUGGUGACAUUCUUGCUGGAUACUAUGCUAAGAAAAUGGGCUUGGAUGUUGAGAGGUUGGUCAUUGCUACCAACGAAAACGAUAUCUUGGACAGGUUCUUAAAAUCCGGUUUGUACGAAAGAUCCAGUGAUGCUGCAGCUACCUUAUCCCCUGCUAUGGACAUUUUAAUAUCGUCGAACUUUGAAAGGUUACUAUGGUAUUUAGCUCGCGAAUACGUUGCAGAAGGUGAUUCCCAAAAGGCAGGUUUAACUGUAAAUGGAUGGUUCCAACAGUUAAAGACCGGCGGUAGAUUUGAAGUUCCAGCGGAAGUUUUAGAAGGUGCAAGGAAGGAUUUCGAUUCAGAAAGAGUUUCUAAUGCUGAAACUACUUCUACUAUUAAGGAAAUAUACGAAAAGUCCCAAAACCCAAAGAAGUAUAUUAUAGACCCCCACACGGCAGUGGGUAUUCGUGCUACUAUAAGACAUUUGGCCAAUAGUGAUAACAAGGAGAUACAUUACAUUUCUUUGUCAACUGCACACCCCGCAAAGUUUGCUGAUGCUGUGAACGAAGCUUUAUCUGGUAAGGAUGGUUAUUCAUUCCAGAAGGAUGUGCUCCCAGAAGAAUUAAGGCAGCUUUCAUCUCUUCCAAAGAGGAUAAAACUUGUUGAAAGGCCAGAUGUUGAGUUGGUCAAGGACGUCAUCGAGGAAUCAUUAAAAGAAAUGAAUAUCUAA